This is a messenger RNA of Dentiscutata erythropus, 390 nucleotides long. NCBI's taxonomy places the organism in Eukaryota, Fungi, Glomeromycota, Glomeromycetes, Diversisporales, Gigasporaceae. The record is from the annotation of a GenBank genome assembly.
GCAAAGAGGCCUUUACAAUUAACAGAAGUGAAUACCAAUGCUGUGGAUGAAAAUCAAGCUAUAUUAGAAGAGUUAGCUGAGAAUUAUACUGACGAAGAUAGUUAUUCUGACGAAGAAAAUAAUAUACUAAUUCCUGAGAAUGUUCAAAAUCCAACUCGCGUUAUUGGAAGAGGAAGGCCUCCUAAAAGUCGUUUUAAAAGUAGCGUAGAAAAGAAACAAAACCGGCAGAAAGCUUCUAGAGAGCCUGAAAUAAACGACAAUAGUGACGAAAGAGACUCCAAACUAGACAACACCAACUACGAAAGAAUCCCAGAUAAUAUAUAUAAACAACGUAAGAAUGCUGAAUGGACAACACCAAUGGCAAAAGAGACUCAACAACACCAACGAUGA